AUGAAUUACUCUGGAGACAAGGUGGCUCUAUUUCACGAGUUUACUUUCGGCCGUUACCCAUACAACUACAAUUACAGCAUCAGUGAUCCCAUCAAUUUCGGUACGCCUCAGAACGUAACACAGGACGGUAUGGCAGAACAUCUGAGAAUUGCCGAGAUUAGUAUUACUAGUACCAUACAAGGCGUAGAUGAUACAACUCUUGCCGUAGUUGACUUCGAGGAAUGGCGUCCUCUAUUCCGGCAGAAUGGAGGCAGAAAAAAGGUUUACCAAGAAACAGCCGAAGCGCUCGUAAAACAAGCACACAGCAACUACACCAAGCAACAAGUGCGUAAAACUGCUACAGAGGAAUACAAUGCGGCAGCAAAGGAAUUCAUUCUGAAGACGUUAGUAAAAGCUCGUGAGCUUCGCCCGAAUGCAUCAUGGGGUAUGUAUGGUUUUCCAUAUUGUAACUACGAUGCAGGAACAAAGGACAAUAACUAUGAAUGCUCUCCCUUAUAUCAGCAAUUCAACGACGACAUAGUGCAAAACGUCACCACUCAAUACUAUGUUCCGGAGCCAUUCAAUAUCACGGAAAUUCUGAACUUCAACGACACAUGUUCUACAUUCAAUGUACCAGUUACCACCAUCCAACAGUAUGGCAAUCUUUGCAAUGCAUACUGGAAUAGUUUUACACGGCAUUGCAAAUGUAAUAUAACCACAGUAUUAGAGGCUCAUGGAAUUCAAGAUAACGCCGAUCACAAUUUCACUGGAGAAAAGGUGGCUCUAUUCUAUGAAUUCACAUUCGGUCGCUAUCCUUACUACAAGAAUUAUGAACUGGGUAAUCCUAUCAACAAUGGGACACCUCAAAACCUCACUCAGGAUGCUUUGGAUGAACAUAUCAGAGUUGCCAUACAGAACAUCACUACCCAUAUAAAAUAUAGUAAUUCUUCUGGUCUUGGCAUUAUAGAUUUUGAAGAAUGGCGUCCAUUAUUCAUUACAAAUUGUAUGAAAAAGCAGGUAUACAAGGAUGCAGCUGUACUGAUUACCAAUUUGACUCUCCAAACCACCAACGUUACGCUGUUAAACAAAACCGCAGAAGAGAAAUACGAGAAAGCAGCUAGAUUAUUCAUUGAAACCACUCUGAGAAAUGCUACACAGAUUCGUAACAAAACCCUCUGGGGUAUGUAUGGUUUUCCAUAUUGUAAUUAUGAUGCAGGGAAGAAUGUUACUGACUUUAGGUGCAUGGAUAGAUACAAGACUUUCAAUGACAGAAUGGAGUACAUCUUCAACGCAAGCCAAGCAUUGUAUCCUUCAAUUUAUCUCAACAACAAAACUGAUUAUCAUCGAAACUUUCGGUAUGUACAGGCUAUAAUGGCUGAAACUUUGCGGGUUGCUCGGAACUACAGCCGGCAUUUGCCCAUCUAUGUAUACACAAAAUUUGAAUACGAUCCCCUUAACCAGCUAUGCUCCUUCUACACAAGGCCUGAUUCUCAAUCGGCACAGUUUCACCUGGCUCAUUUUUCAAAAUUUCAGGAAGACUUGUGCAGCACGAUUGUACUGCCGUAUAAAAUGGGCGCCGAUGGGCUAAUCUUCUGGAGCAGCAGCAGCAACAUGACAAAACGAUGUGAUAUCGUUACGAAAUUCGUGAACACAACACUUGGACCGUAUGAAAUGCUUUUAAAUCAAAUCAUUCCCAUAGCGAGGAGCUUAAGCUGCACGUACUCUUCACGCGCGGUAAAACCUAUGCCUAUAGGGCUUCCUCUAUGA
Molecule: messenger RNA, 1746 nt
Organism: Haemonchus placei
Lineage: Eukaryota; Metazoa; Nematoda; Chromadorea; Rhabditida; Trichostrongylidae
Source: the annotation of a GenBank genome assembly